UCAGUAACUUCUCGACCUUAGGAGAAAUCAGCGAAUCGGGCUCCAGUGGUCCUCCGUCAUCAGUUACGAUAGAGACGCCGGCUUGUUGUUUUGACCAAUUGCGCCACGCAUUGUCGCCUGACCAUACGGGUCGUCAUAGUUUCCGCGCUUCCUGUAAUUUGUUUAUACCGAAGCAAGGGAAGCCUAUUUGACGUUAAAAAUCGUCAGACUUCAAGGCCUGCACUAUGACGCAGGUGCAAAGAGGCAGCUGGAUUCAGGAAAAAAUUGAUCUCAUCAAAAGUGAAAUCGUCAGAGAUGACGUGGUGGACGGUUGGUUCUUGAUGGGUAGUGUAUGGCCAAUCGCGGCGAUCAUCAGCGUAUAUUUGAUUUUUGUUCUCAAAGUUGGUCCCAAAUUCAUGGAGAAAAGAAAGCCCCUCGAGAUGAAAGGCAUUAUGUUAGCAUACAACUUAUUUCAAGUCUUUCAGAAUGGUUGGCUCGUGUGGCUGCUGUUCUCAUACCCAGGGAGUAUGACUUACACGGCAAAGCACAUUUGCACGCCUCUUGGGAGAAACAACAAUCCAUUCUUUAUACCCAUUUGCGCCGGUUCAUGGCAUUUUUUCAUGUCAAAAGUUUAUGAUCUUUUAGAUACGGUAUUUUUCGUCCUCAGAAAAAAACAAUCUCAUGUUACUUUUCUCCAUGUCUACCAUCAUGCUAACAUGGUUCUCGCAAGUUGGGCGUACCUGAAAUACAUGAAAGGUGAACAAGCGGUGUUCAUCGGAGUUUUGAACGCUUUCGUCCAUGUCGUCAUGUACUCGUAUUACUUCUUGUCAGCUUUGGGACCGUCCGUUCAAAAAUACCUUUGGUGGAAGAAGUACAUCACUAAACUUCAAAUUACUCAAUUCGUAAUGAUUAUCACUUUUGUGAGUGUUUUAUUGUGGUUCAACUGCAAAAUUCUACUCUCAUAUGCUUUAUACGCCUCAGUAAACGCCUUCAUAUUCCUCAUUCUCUUCCUCAACUUUUACGCUAAAACUUACAACAAAAAAAGGGAAGUUCGUACCACAGAGGACAAAAAUAAGUGAAACGUUCAUUCUCCAUCAACCAUCAUGGAAAAUACACUUGUAUAUACAAAAUCUGGACGGGAGAAGAGCUGUUUUGGAACCCUGAGAUAAAGUAGUCUCUAUCAAUGAGUCAACGUUCGUAAACCUCGUGUCUCUUUUUGUGAAAUGACUAUUAUUUGUUCAUAUUUAUCUAGAAUUUUGUAAAUGAUAAUUUUUAAAACGAAGCAUGUGGGAUCAAAAGUGCGCAAAUCGAUCGCAGCAUUUUUACAAUUGCACAAUUUGAUUUUGAUUUUGAUUCAUAGGUAAAUGAAGGAGUAAGAGCCAGAUGGGCUUUAUUGCAUUAAAACGUCACAAAGUUUCAGUAUCGAAAGAUUUUUCUGUUUUAACGAAAAUUUCCUGAAAUAUUCUCUGCAAAAUGUACAUUUUUUAAUGAAUAAAGUAGUAAGUUGUGAGGUAAAAUUUUGCAAGGCAAUCAGGUCCUCCUGAAUUUCACUCCUUCAAUUGUAUUUAUCCAAAAUCACCCAUAAAUAUUACACCUUCAUGAACGAAUCCGUGCAGUGGUUGAAUUUUCAGAGGGAAAGUUGCGUACCUACAUACA
This is a messenger RNA of Bemisia tabaci, 1635 nucleotides long. Its product is annotated as very long chain fatty acid elongase 4. Gene Ontology annotation, molecular function: fatty acid elongase activity. Gene Ontology annotation, biological process: very long-chain fatty acid biosynthetic process; fatty acid elongation, monounsaturated fatty acid; fatty acid elongation, polyunsaturated fatty acid. Gene Ontology annotation, cellular component: endoplasmic reticulum membrane. The record is from RefSeq and is a predicted model, not a curated record. NCBI's taxonomy places the organism in Eukaryota, Metazoa, Arthropoda, Insecta, Hemiptera, Aleyrodidae.